This is a messenger RNA of Megalops cyprinoides (Indo-Pacific tarpon), 7609 nucleotides long. RefSeq names its product tetratricopeptide repeat, ankyrin repeat and coiled-coil containing 2b (gene tanc2b). The transcript is spliced from 31 exons. Gene Ontology annotation, biological process: regulation of dendritic spine morphogenesis. Gene Ontology annotation, molecular function: protein binding. Lineage: Eukaryota; Metazoa; Chordata; Actinopteri; Elopiformes; Megalopidae. The record is from RefSeq and is a predicted model, not a curated record. Gene Ontology annotation, cellular component: dendritic spine. Bases 612 to 7016 code for a protein of 2134 amino acids.
GCGUGCUAGCGCUACAGACUGCGUCUCCCUGGCAGAUGUGUGUUUUUGUUAUGAAUCGAGUGUCCGCUCGUCUUGUUCGCCGGAGCUUUGGGACUGUAUCGGCGCGAGACUAGAUUACGGGCUGUGCUCUCCUUUGACGACUCAUUUAGACUUAAUUGUAUUUCUUCUGGACGUAUGCCCUCAUAGAACUUGAACAAAAGACCGCGGGUUUAAAUAAAUAAAAAGAGAACGCAGAGCUGUGCUGUUGUAUUGCAUUAUGUAUCUAGUCUUGCUAGCUAGUCUAGCAUUCCGGGAAGAGGAUCCGUAAGACCGGCAGGACACAAUUUCGGCAGCUUGCUCCUAGCAAGCAAAAAACCGCUGUUGACGUGUUGGCUGAACGCACGAAGAAAGACAGGGGGGAGCGCAAGAGAGCUGCUGCAUUCAGCACCCAGGAAUGGGCUCGGGGCUGCGGCCCACCAGAAAGGAACGCAGAGCUUUGCCCCUGUGAGGCCCUCCAGCUGCCCACCCAUGCCCACUGCUGUUGCAUGGAGGGAAGAGGAAGAGCACCCUGCAGUCUGCCAUCCAGCCCAGAACCCACGAUUUCUCCAUAGCCCCUGUGGUCCGGAGCAGCCAUGUUCAGGAACAGCUUGAAAAUGCUGCUUAGCGGCGGCAAAUCCAACCGCAAGAACCGCAACAGCGAUGGUGGGAGCGAGGACCCCGCAGAGCAACGCCCGUCCCAUGUAGACCCGAGACUGAGCCACACUGGGCAAGGUGGCAGCUCCACAGACAGUGACUGUGCCUUUGAAGGAGACUACGCUGUGCCCCCACUGCCGGUGACAGAAGGCAUGCAGCAUAUCCGCAUCAUGGAGGGCAUGUCUCGCUCACUGCCAUCCUCGCCUUUGCUCACACACCAGACCAUCAGCAUGCGGCUGCAGCCAAUGAAGAAGCUCACAGCCCCCCUGCGGAAAGCAAAGUUUGUGGAGGGCCCUCGCAUUCCCGAGUCAGAGCUUGGCUCCCCCACACACACCUCUUCCCUUGCCAAGAAUCCCAACCUGGAUGCAUACUGUCCCGGGGAGUCGAACCAGGAGCUGGGCCCCCCUCCAUCAGUGGACGAGGCGGCCAACACCCUGAUGACGCGGCUGGGCUUCCUGCUGGGAGACAAAGCGAGCGAGGGGCCGGCCGGAGAGCAGUACAGCAUGGAGGAGCAGGACGACAGCCAGGGCCUGGUGGUGACCCAGCGGAUCAGCCCCUGCUCCACUCUGACGAGCAGCACUGCCUCGCCUCCGGCUGGUAGCCCCUGCUCCACCCUGCCCCCCGCUGCCCCGGGGAACCCUGGAAACAAGGACUGUGCCUACGGCUCCGUCACCAGCCCCACCUCCACGCUGGAGAGCAGAGACAGUGGCAUCAUAGCCACUCUGACCAGCUACUCAGAGAAUGUGGAGCGAGGGGGUAAAUAUGGGGAGGGGUCACGGGGCAACCUGAAGCUCUGGCAGUCCCAAAAGUCAGGCAUGGACUCGUGCCUGUACCGCGUGGAUGAGAACAUGACCGCCUCCACAUACAGCCUCAACAAGAUCCCCGAGAGGAACCUGGACACCAUCUCGUCCCACUCCGUCCAGUCCAUCCCCCUUUACCUAAUGCCCCGCCCCAACUCUGUGGCAGCCACCAGCUCGGCUCACUUGGAGGACCUGGCGUACCUGGAUGAGCAGAGGCACACCCCGCUCCGCACCUCCCUGCGGAUGCCCCGACAGACCACGGGGGCCGGCCGCUCCGGGCAGGACCUGAGAGCUUCCACUAACAUCCAUGCCUGGCAAUCCCAAUCACUGCGCUUCGCCCCCUACCGGCCCCCUGACAUCUCGCUCAAGCCCCUGCUUUUCGAGGUGCCAAGCAUCACCAUGGAUUCAGUCUUCACCGGCCGCGACUGGCUCUUCCAAGAGAUAGACACCCAGCUAAGCAGCACCGAUUCCAGCACGAACCGCGGCGUGGUGGUGGUGGGCAACAUCGGCUACGGAAAAACCGCCAUCAUCUCACGGCUGGUGGCGCUCAGUUGCCACGGCACCCGCAUGCGGCAGAUCGCCUCCGACAGCCCCCACGCUUCACCCAAACAUGGAGAGGGCCUGCCCCUCAGCCAACCCCAACCCUCCCACGGCACCCUGGGAGGGGGCAGCUGUCCCGGGACCCCCGAAAUGAGGCGGCGCCAGGAGGAGGCCAUGAGGCGGCUGGCAUCCCAGGUGGUGGCGUACCAUUACUGCCAGGCGGACAACGCCUACACCUGCCUGGUGCCGGAGUUUGUGCACAACGUGGCGGCGCUGCUGUGCCGCUCGCCGCAGCUCGUGGCGUACCGCGAGCAGCUGCUGCGGGAGCCGCACCUGCAGAGCAUGCUCAGCCUGCGCUCCUGCGUGCAGGACCCCCUGGCCUCCUUCCGGAGGGGCGUGCUGGAGCCCCUGGAUGCCCUUUAUAAAGAGAGGAAGAUCACCACCGAAGAAGACCUCAUCAUCCUGAUUGACGGGCUCAACGAGGCAGAGUUUCACAAACCCGACUACGGGGACACCAUCGUUUCCUUCCUCAGUAAAACCAUCAGCAAGUUCCCCCCCUGGCUGAAGCUGGUGGUCACUGUCAGGACCACUCUGCAGGAAAUCACCAAUCUCCUCCCCUUCCACCACAUCUCGCUCGACCGCCUGGAGGAGAACGAGGCCAUCGACCAGGACCUGCAGGGCUACAUACUGCACCGCAUACACAGCAGCCCCGAGAUCCAGAACAACAUCUCUCUCAACGGCAAGAUGGACAACACGUCCUUCGGCAAGCUGAGCGCCCACCUCAAGGCCCUCAGCCAGGGCUCCUACCUGUACCUCAAGCUGACCUUCGACCUCAUCGAGAAGGGCUACCUGGUGCUGAAGAGCUCCAGCUACAAGGUGGUGCCGGUCAACCUGGCGGAGGUGUACCUGCUCCAGUGCAACAUGCGCUUCCCGACGCAGUCGUCCUUCGAGCGGGCCCUGCCGCUGCUCAACGUGGCUGUGGCCUCGCUGCACCCGCUGACGGACGAGCAGAUCCACCAGGCCAUCAACGCUGGCUCCGUGCAGAGCACCCUGGAGUGGGAUGACUUCCAGCAGCGCAUGGACAACCUGGCCGUGUUCCUGGUGAAGCGGCGUGACGGCACACGAAUGUUCGUACACCCCUCCUUCCGGGAGUGGCUCAUCUGGAGGGAGGAGGGCGAGAAGACCAAGUUCCUCUGCGACCCCAGGAGUGGCCACACGCUGCUGGCCUUCUGGUUCUCACGGCAGGAAGGAAAGCUGAACCGGCAGCAGACCAUCGAGCUGGGCCACCACAUCCUCAAAGCACACAUCUUUAAGGGCCUAAGCAAGAAGGUUGGGGUUUCCUCAUCCAUCUUGCAAGGGCUGUGGGUGUCCUACAGCACAGAAGGCCUUUCCACUGCACUGGCUUCACUCCGGAAUCUGUACACACCUAACAUCAAGGUGAGCCGGCUUCUGAUGAUGGGCGGGGCUAAUGUGAACUACCGUACAGAGGUGCUGAACAACGCCCCCAUCCUGUGUGUUCACGCCCACCUGGGCUACAUGGACACCGUGUCCUUGCUGCUGGAGUUCGGGGCCUCAGUGGAAGCCGCCUCUGAGAGCGGCCUUACCCCGCUGGGCUACGCUGCCUCCGCUGGCCACCUGCCUAUUGUCACCACCCUGUGUCGCAAGAGAGCCAAGGUGGAUCAUCUGGAUAAGAACGGCCAAUGUGCACUGGUGCACGCGGCCCUCAGGGGACACAUGGAGGUGGUGAAGUUCCUCAUCCAGUGUGACUGGACCAUGGGCGGCCAGCAGCAGGGCGUCUUCAGCAAGAGCCACGCUGUCCAGCAGGCUCUCAUCGCCGCGGCCAGCAUGGGCUACACCGAGAUUGUGUCCUACCUGCUGGACCUGCCGGAGAAGGACGAGGAGGAAGUGGAGCGUGCUCAGAUCAACAGCUUCGACACCCUGUGGGGAGAAACAGCUCUGACCGCGGCAGCAGGGAGAGGCAAGCUGGACGUCUGCAGGCUGCUCCUGGAGCAGGGGGCGGCCGUGGCACAGCCCAACCGCCGCGGGAUCGUCCCCCUCUUCAGUGCUGUUCGACAGGGCCACUGGCAGAUUGUGGACCUCUUGCUCACGCAUGGCUCUGACGUCAACAUGGCAGACAAGCAGGGCCGCACCCCUCUGAUGAUGGCAGCCUCUGAGGGACACCUGGGUACAGUGGAGUUCCUGCUGGCACAGGGUGCGUCUCUGUCUCUGAUGGACAAAGAGGGGCUAACAGCGUUGAGCUGGGCGUGUCUCAAAGGCCACCUGCCCGUGGUGCGCUCCCUGGUGGAGAGGGGAGCGGCCACCGACCACGCCGACAAGAACGGCCGCACACCCCUCGACCUGGCCGCCUUCUAUGGAGAUGCAGAGGUGGUCCAGUUCCUGGUGGAUCACGGAGCAAUGAUUGAGCACGUGGACUACAGUGGCAUGCGUCCCCUGGACCGGGCAGUGGGGUGCCGCAACACCUCCGUGGUGGUGGCUCUGCUCAAGAAAGGAGCCAAGAUAGGAUGUCAGACGCUGCCCAGUCGGCCCCGAGGUCCAGCAACAUGGGCGAUGGCCACCUCUAAGCCCGACAUCAUGAUAAUCCUGUUGAGCAAGCUGAUAGAGGAAGGGGACGGCUUCUAUAAGAAAGGGAAGGUGAAGGAGGCGGCCCAGCGCUACCAGUACGCCCUGAAGAAGUUCCCCCGUGAGGGGUUCAGUGAGGAUCUAAAGACCUUCCGCGAGCUCAAGGUGUCCCUGCUACUCAACCUGUCCCGCUGCCGCAGAAAAAUGAACGAUUUUGGAAUGGCGGAGGAGUUCGCCACCAAGGCGCUAGAGCUGAAACCAAACUCAUACGAGGCCUACUACGCCAGAGCCCGCGCCAAGCGCAGCAGCAGGCAGUUCCAGGAAGCCCUGGAGGACCUGAAUGAAGCCAUCAAGCAGUGCCCCAACAACCGGGAGAUCCAGCGCCUCCUGCAGAGGGUGGAGGAGGAGUGUCGGCAGGUCACCCAGCCACCGCAGGAGGAGAUGGAGCCUCCCCCGUCCCCGCCUCCUCCCCCGCCCCCCACCGAGGAGCCGCCCCCGCCGCCGGAGCCCCGGCUGGAGGACAUGGAGCCCGUGCAGGAUCUGUUUGAGGACGAGGACUACCUGGAGCAGGAGCUGGAGGCGGUGUCUAUCGGCCUGCCGCCUGACUCCCGGCCCAGCCCGGCAAGCCUGCCCAUCAUCCAGAGCCCCCCGCCUUCCCCAGCCCACCGCGACUCCGCCUACCUCUCCGGAGGCUCGCCGCUGGGUCAGGCCUUCGACUUCCGCCCCAGCCCCACUUCCAUGUCCUCCCCAACCCGGCAGAGCUACCAGUCCACCUCGCCGUCUCUGUCCCCCACACACCAGAACUCUCACUUCCGGCCCAGCCCCCCGCAAACCUCUCCCGCGCACCAGGUCUCCUCCUACCGCUUCAGCCCCCCGCCCCUGGGCAGCGGAGGAGGAGGAGGAGGAGGAGGGGGAGGAGGAGGCAGCGGAGGAGGCCAGGGGAAGGACUAUCAGAGCCCCCCUCCCUCCCCGCUGCGCCGGGCCCCCCAGUACAGAGCCAGCCCCCCUGUGGAGACUGUGUGCAUGUACCGCUCGCAGUCGGGUUCCCCAGUGCGCUACCAGCAGGAGCAGCUCCCCGGCCGGCCGAAGUCCCCGCUGUCCAAGAUGAGCAGCCAGCGCUCCUUCCAGCUGACCUCCCAGCCCUCGCAGUCCUCCCAGCACCACCAGCAGCCGGGCCUCCGGCUACAGCCCGCCAUGGCCCAGAUUGUGCGCACCAACCAGCCCAGCUCGGCGGUGCACUCCAGCGCCGUCCUGGGCAGCAGCACCUACGGCCAGAUGGCCCACCCGAUUAGCAGCCGCUACCAGGGUGGCUCAGUGGAUGUGGAGAGCCGGCUGGUGUACCAGCCCUCGCUGGAUGGGCGGCCCAUGGCGCAGGUGCAGGCCAGCCUGAGCGCGGGGGCCUUGUGUCAGCACGGGGGCCGGGGCGGGGGCGUGGAGCCCGGCCUGUCCAAGGACGAGCUCCCUCAGCGGCCCUCGUCAGCGUACCGCGCCACCAGCGGGGGCCCGGGGGGCAUGCGCUACAGCCAGACCCCGCAGAUCAGCCGCAGCCAGUCGGCCGCCUAUUACCCCGUCUCCAAGCACGAGCUGGAGCGCGCCGCCGCCGCCGCGCUGCCCCAGUGCCAGCUGGGCUCGCCUGAGAUCCCCCACCUGGUGCGCCGGCCCGUCAGCGCCAACACGGGCGAGAUCAAGCAGCACCCGCCCACCCCGCGGCCCCUCAUCCACUCCCAGAGCGUGGGCCUGCGCUUCUCCCCCUCCAGCAACAGCCUCUCCACGGGCUCCGCCUGCAACCUGGCCCCGGGCUUCCGGCCCUCCGCCUCCAUCCAGCAGAUGGAGAUCCCGCUCCAGCCCGCCUACGAGCGCCAAUGCGACGACCUCUCGCCUGUCUCACCCUCCCAGGGGGGCGACGGCAGGGGCGGCGGGGCGUACCAAGGGGAGACCACCCGCUCGCGGACCACGCCCUUCAUGGGCAUCAUCGACAAGACGGCGCGGACUCAGCAGUACCUGCACCAGCCUUCGCGGCCGUGGGCCGUGUCCUCCCUGGACACGGUCAUCACUAGCCCCACCUCCCCGGGGAACCUGGCACAGCAGGGGGGUGGGGGCACCUCCUACAGCCCGCCCACCUCGCUGGGCAACAUCGCCUACUACAACAAGACCAAUAACGCCCAGAACGGGCACCUCCUGGAGGACGACUACUACAGCCAGCCGCAGCCGUCCUCUCUGGGCAAGCUGGCCAACGGCUCUCGGGGCGACAUCCUGGAGAGGGUGAGCCAGGUGCCGACCUACCCCGAUGUGAAGGUGGCACGGACACUGCCGGUGGCCCAAGCCUACCAGGACAACAUGUACCGGCAGCUCUCGCGUGACUCCAGGCAGGGCCCCACCUCACCCAUCAAACCAAAGAGACCUUUCGUGGAGUCGAAUGUGUAAGAGAACUGGGAUUGAGGAGGGCGAGGGGGAGAGGCUGCUGAGCUGUGUACUCCUCAGUGUGAUUGUUACAUUAACCAUUAACAGGUGCACACCCGUCACUGAUGCUGUAGGGAUACAGGAUAAAGUGGUUACCACCACAGCCUCAAGCAACCUUAUACAGACCACAUCUGGUAAAUGCAGAAUACAACUCCCUGUAUUCCGUGCAAGCUCAGAUUUGCACAUAACUGUUUAGAAGCCCUGGGAAAAGGUUACUCAUAAAGCAAGAGUAUUUGAAGUGCGCAAUAUUUCAGACAUUGCUUUCUCCUUAAAGGUGGUUCUUUUUUUUUCUUUAGAAAGCAAGGUAACGGGAUGUGGAUGUAAAGGUAAAGUGUGAUCUGAAGCAGUGAGAGGGGCUGCAUUAAACAUCACACACAGAAUGAAUCAACAGUGCACUCGAUCUCGGGAGAUGCUGUAGAGCACAGGAGCCUCUCCUCCUCUGGUGGGGCUUGUGCCCCCCACCCCACCCCAGCAUGUCCCGUCUUGUCGCUGAGGCCCCAUCACUUAUCUGUGGAAGAUAAACUCUCAGUCCAUCCCUUCUCCUUAAAAUACAGAAA